AUGUUGAUACAAAUCUCAAUGUUAUUGAUACAAAGUUUGCCGAAAAAAUUAAUAAAAAAUUAUUCGCUAAAUCAUUUUAGGUCCAUGAGUGGAAUACAAAAUAAAAUGGAUGAAACAUGCAUGUUAAAAUAUAUAAAAACAUGCAUUCCGCCUUUGGACGGCAGUAAUCAUAAAGGUCAAGCAGGCAGGAUAGGAGUUAUUGGAGGUUCAUUAGAAUAUACAGGCGCACCAUAUUUUUCUGGAAUUAGUGCAUUAAGAGUGGGAGCAGACUUAACACAUAUAUUUUGUACUAAAGACUCUGCUACUGUUAUAAAGUCAUAUAGUCCUGAAUUAAUAGUACACCCCUUACUGGAUUUCCCGAAUGCUGUGUCAGAAAUAUCACAAUGGUUUGAACGGCUGCAUGCUAUAGUCAUAGGACCAGGAUUAGGCCGUCAAAAAGAAACAUUUAACAUAGUGACUGAACUCAUUGAAGUCAUACGUGAGAAAAGGAUUCCUCUAGUUAUUGAUGCUGAUGGUUUGUUUUUAAUUACCGAAAAGUUACAUUUGUUAAAAGAGUUCAUGUCUCCAGUUAUACUUACACCUAAUAAAAUUGAGUUUGAAAGACUUUGUGCUAAAACAAAUGGGCCCACAGGUUUAAAUCAAUUAGGUAGAUAUGUGACUAUAUUUAAGAAAGGAGAAAUAGAUGAGGUGUACAGUGUUGAUACUGAUGUUCAAUGGAAGUCUAAUAUUGGAGGGUCAGGCAGGAGGUGUGGAGGACAAGGAGAUUUGCUCUCUGGAGCAAUUGCAAUCAUGAUGCACUGGACCAUGGCUAACAAAGAUAAAAUACUAAUGGAAACAUGUGGAGGUGAUAAGGUCUUAUUAGCUUCUUCACUCUCAUGCUAUGGUGCAAGCCGUUUGAUAAGACUGUGCAAUGAGAAAGCUUUUGCAGUGAAAGGGAGAAGUAUGGUAGCCUCUGAUAUGAUUGAGUACAUCCAUGAAUGUUUUGAGCAUUUAUUUGGUCAAUAA
This is a messenger RNA of Spodoptera littoralis (African cotton leafworm), 1005 nucleotides long. The record is from the annotation of a GenBank genome assembly. Lineage: Eukaryota; Metazoa; Arthropoda; Insecta; Lepidoptera; Noctuidae.